This is a messenger RNA of Didymodactylos carnosus, 1698 nucleotides long. The record is from the annotation of a GenBank genome assembly. Lineage: Eukaryota; Metazoa; Rotifera; Eurotatoria; Philodinida; Philodinidae.
AUGGCGGAACAAAAUCUCGUACGUCAAGAUCGAAAGCGUUAUCUUGACGUUAAUAAUGAACCAGAUAAAGCGUUACCACCGCUUCUGUUAGUUUCAAGCAAGCAGACCGUUUUGCCUUUACGAGAAGCUGUUAAGCCCAUUCAGCAUUUGGUUGAGGACUUGCCUAAUAAGGUAUCAUAUUCACUGGAGAAAUGCAAGAAUCCAAAAGAUGAUCUUACGCGUGAUGAAUCCGCGGCGCUUUAUCUGUAUUCACUGCAAUGGCCCGAAGGAAAACCUUCAUUUUAUACCAUGUUUAAUCGAUCAUUACGGGAUGAAGAUCGGGCAAAGCUGGUACCAUAUCAUGAUUAUCUGAAUUUGUUUAUGUCGGCAUUUAAAAAAUUACCGUCUGUUCAAGAUCGUGUAUGGCGUGGUGUUAAUGGAGAUUUAAGCGCGAAAUAUCGUCCAGAUACGACGCAUGUUUGGUGGGGUGUUAGUUCAUGUACCAAUAUGGUUCAAGUUAUAUCGCAAUCAAAUCCAGCACCGAAUUUUCAUAUUGUUGACAUCGAACAAAUUGCUCCAUCAUCAAAAGAAGUUACGGAAACAGCAUCGGCUGGUGCACCCGGCAUAAUGCCUAAUUCUGUACAACAGCGCCUUGGAUUCAUUUGGCUUGAUUCCAAUAUUCACAAAACCAAAGAUAAUAUUAAAGCACAGACAAAAUUGCGAGAGUUGCUUCGAAAUAACUUUGAAACAUUUGAAGACGCUGAUAAAUGUGAAGCGUUCGUUCGACACUACAAAAAUAGAAGACUGGUGUUAAUUGUUGGAGGACAGAUUGGCCGUCAAGUUGUGCCGAAUGUUCACAAUUUACCUCAAUUGAUAUCCAUUAUUGUCUACUGUAUGAAUCAAGCUGAAAAUGAAAAAUGGACAAAAAACCAUGAAAAAGUCGAAUCUGUUCUGAUUCAUUCAAGUGAACUGAUUAAUGAAGUUGAAAAAGUACUACAAAAAGAAAACGAAGAUACCGAAUCAAACAUGUUAAGUAAGGACAUCCUGGACUACCCGCAGCAAAUUCUAACUCCAAUUGACGGCUACCAAAAUUCACCGUUGAUGCCGAUUGACAAGGCACUUCAGCCACUGAAUGACAUCAUACCUGAUUUAACACAACAAAUAUGGAUAGCUCGACAAGGCGCUCAUUAUGAGGGACCUUUGACGCAAGAUGAAUCAGCCGCAAUUAAACUUUAUACAAUGGAAUGGGAGCCACCGAAAACUUGUCUGUAUCGUUUAUUGAACGCCGAUUUACGAUCUGAAACUCGAGAUACAAUAAAGAAAUGGUUCCCCUAUCUUAAAUUAUUUUUAGCCGCAUUGCAUAGACUGCCAUCGUUUAAAGGAACCGUUUGGCGUGGUGUCAGACGCGAUCUUAGCCAACACUAUGAAAAAGGACAACAUGGGGUAUGGUGGUCAUUUUCAACGACGACAGAAGAUAUGUCAGUUCUCCAAUCGAAUCACUUCCUGGGCCAACAAGGUCAGCGAACACUGUUCUCGAUUGAAUGCCAAAAUGGAAAAUCUAUUAGACAUUAUUCAUAUUUUCAAACUGAAGAAGAAAUAAUACUCAUGCCUGGUUUCUAUUUCGAAGUUAAGAAUAAACUACAAGCUGGCGAAGGUCUGUGGAUAAUUACUUUAAAAGAGAAACAACCGCUUAGCGUAUUACUUGUGCCGCCGUUUUGA